Molecule: messenger RNA, 564 nt
Organism: Penicillium argentinense
Lineage: Eukaryota; Fungi; Ascomycota; Eurotiomycetes; Eurotiales; Aspergillaceae
Exons: 2
Coding region: 1-564 (187 amino acids)
Source: RefSeq, a predicted model, not a curated record
AUGUCCGCACCUUCGAGGCAUCAAGACCAAGUUAACAAUUCCCAGGCGGAGAGCAGUCAAUGGGAUGGCUUCUCACCCUCCAUGGCCCUUGACGAUGCAAUAAUUGCCUCUGUGAUUAACGACUUCACGGAAGGUGACUUCGACUGUUCAUCUUCCCGUUUUGGAGCAAACCCUGCCUCGACGACGGGUGAACGGCCAAAAUCGAUGGAUAUCUGUGAGAAUCAAAGUUCCCAAAAUAAUUUUUUCAAUGAAAGCUUCUUGUCCUCGCCGAGCAACCACAGCGCGACACUGGGAAACCUGGGAGCAUGUGCGGAAGCCGAGCGCGCGGUGAACGCAUUUACGGAGCGGUUGACAGGAACCACCACCAAUCUAAUUGCUAUAACCCAAAGCCUCAACUUGAAGGUCGAAAACCUGUCAGAGAAGAUUGAUGACCUACACAAAAAGAUUGGAUGUGCAUCCAAUCAGAUUGAGAGAUUGAAUGCUGUUUGGGAGACUGUCCUAGCGCGUGAAAACAAGGUGAUGGAAAGCUUCGGCGACCUGGCUAGUCGAUUUUUCCCUAAGUAG